CCGCGCGAGGACACGGCCACAGCCGAUCCGAUCCGCACGCAGCUUCCCCGAGCCCGAUACUAUGUCAGCGGCUGGGCUGGCAGAAUGCAAGGACGGGGGGCGGGGCCAAGUCUCUCUGACCCAAUCGUUUGUUCCCACGAUCAGGCAAUCUCCAUGGCGACGUGGAACUCCCGCCCCCACUUCCGCUCUCUCGGGAGCAGAGGGAGUUCGAGAGGAAACCGGAAAUGAGCUGUUCAGGAGGCGGAGGAAAUGCUGGAAUGAAGGGGAAGGGACUUCCGGCCCCGCCCGGGAAGUGACGCGACAGUCGCGGCCUCAGGCAGGUAGAGCGGCCGGUGACUCCAAGUGCCGACGCGGCCCGAACCCGGCCCGGGCCCCGGGGCGGCCGCCGCUUCCGGGGACAGGCCCCGGGGGGCGGGCGGCGGGGAGACUGAGCUUCCUGUCCGGCAAAAGGAGGCUGAGGUCCGAGUUCAUCAUCUCCGACGUGAACUGGACGAUCGGCCUUCGGGGCCAGCCGGUGCCAAACUUUGGGAUCAUGUUUGCCGACAUGGACUAUGACAUCGAGGAGGAUAAGCUGUGGGAGGGAGGCCCUGGGGCCCCAGGGAGCUGUGGCUUUGGGGGCUCCUCCCUGCCCUCAUCGCCUUCUCCUUCCCUGUGGUCUAGUGGCAUCCCCACAGUGCCCGGGACCGUGACGCUGCAGAAGGAUUCCCAGAACCUGAUCGGGAUCAGCAUUGGGGGAGGGGCUCUGUACUGCCCCUGCCUUUACAUUGUCCAGGUGUUCGACAACACCCCCGCGGCCAUCGAUGGCACCGUGGCGGCCGGAGAUGAGAUCACUGGGGUCAACGGGAAGUCGGUCAAGGGGAAGACCAAGGUGGAGGUGGCCAAGAUGAUCCAGGUGGUGAAGGGAGAAGUGACGAUUCACUACAACAAGCUCCAAGCUGACCCCAAGCAGGGCCGGUCCCUGGACAUUGUUUUGAAGAAGGUGAAACAUCGGCUGGUGGAGAACAUGAGCUCGGGGACGGCGGACGCGCUGGGCCUGAGCCGGGCCAUCCUGUGCAACGAUGGGCUGGUGAAGAGGCUGGAAGAGCUGGAGCGGACGGCCGAGCUGUACAAAGGUAUGACGGAGCACACCAAGAGCCUGCUGCGGGCCUUCUUCGACUUGUCUCAGACGCACCGAGCCUUCGGAGACGUCUUUUCGGUGAUCGGCGUCCGUGAGCCUCAGCCGGCGGCCAGCGAGGCCUUCGUGAAGUUUGCCGAAGCCCACCGCAGCAUCGAGAAAUUCGGGAUCCGCCUCCUGAAAACCAUCAAGCCCAUGCUGACGGACUUGAACACGUAUCUCAACAAAGCCAUCCCCGACACCCGCCUCACCAUUAAGAAAUACCUGGACGUGAAGUUUGAGUACCUGUCUUACUGCCUGAAGGUGAAGGAGAUGGACGACGAGGAGUACAGCUGCAUCGCCCUCGGGGAGCCCCUGUACCGCGUGAGCACCGGCAACUACGAGUACCGCCUCAUCCUGCGGUGCCGCCAGGAGGCCCGGACGCGGUUCGCCAAGAUGAGGAAGGACGUGCUGGAGAAGAUUGAGCUGUUGGACCAGAAGCACGUCCAGGACAUCGUGUUCCAGCUCCAGCGUUUCGUGUCCACCAUGUCCAAGUACUAUGACGAUUGCUACGCGGCCUUGCGGGACGCCGAUGUCUUCCCCAUCGAGGUGGACCUGGCCCGGACCACCCUGGCCUACGGCCAGAAGGACCUGUACACGGAGGAGGAGGAGGAGGAGGGGGCGGCCGCCCCGGGAGAGGCCCGGGGGCCCCGAGACUCCCAGGAGGAGAACGGCGAGAAGCUCAUAGACAUGCCUGAGUGACCUCCCGGAGCCCCAGGUGGGGUGCGGGGCUGCUGCGGGGGGGGGGAGCCGGGAGGGGACCCCUGGACCGACCGCCCGAGGUGACUGAUAAAGACCCGCUGGUGUGGGGGCUGCCGUCUCAUCUCUGCUCCUCCGUCCCAGGCCCAGGGGGGGGGCCCAGCCGCAGUGUCCCCCUCCACCGGCCUGGCUGUGGCUCCCCCCGGGACCCCCAGUCAUUACCCAUCUAGUGUCUCUUCCCCAGCUAGGGGGAGAAGGGAAGGAGAGAAAAAGACCCAUCCCCAAGGAUGAGGCCGGGCAAGGGGCCGAGCCCCAGUCCCGCUUUGCAUCUCCUGAGCUGCCCUCAGGGAGGGCCCUCCUCCCUCCCCCCUGCCCUAAUCUGGCCCCCCUCCCAGUUUCUAGUCCUCCCUGGCAGGCCUGGGGGAGGAGGUAGAGGCCGGACCCCCUCCACUGCUGGGGGCCAGGCCUGUCUUUCCCACCCUACUUGCCCCAAAGCAGCUGCUGGGGUGGGCAGCUUCACUUGCCUUUCCCCCACUACUCUUUGAAACUGGGUCUCCUCCAAAGUGGGCCAGCCCCCCAAGGUUCUGCUGUGGGAUGGGGGUGACCAGACCUCACACUCAGGGGCGUCCCUUAUUUAUUUGGCCCCCCCCCGGCCCUCUGCUUGUGCUCUGAGGCUCCGGUGCCUUGGGCUGGGGCUGGGGAGGGGCCGGGGGUUGGGAAUCCUGUACUUAAUAAAGAGAAAGCUGCAUUAUGACUUUUCAGUGACUGCCCCUCCUGGGCUCAGUGAGGGCCUCUGGAAACACAGGCCUCUGAACUCCGCCUUAACUGACUGGGCCCCUGCCUGGCCUCCUCCCACUGCUCCCUGCCCCCCAGGUCUGGUCUGGGGGCCGCUCAGCUCCCCGGCCCCUCCGCCCUGCUGGCCCCACCUGCCGACCGCUCCCCGCAACAGCAACGUGCUCCCUGCCAUCCCCAGGUGCCCACCAUGCCCGCCAUGCCUCUAAAAAAAAAAAAGAAAAGAUGUUUUUAUUGAUGCCUUUUGUUUUUCCUAUCACAUUCACCCCCUUUGUGUAUCUCCCCAUCGAGCGCAGGGAAAGGAGCAGCUCGGUAAAGCCGGCGCCUCCCGACCGCAUCAGCGGCAGAUACGCCUCUGAGCAAGGGGGGAGGCGUGUCUUCUCCAGAACAUACGUGGCCGUUACUUCCGUCUUUAAUGUUUUAAAAGCUUUAUCGAUGAGUUGCAUCUUGUUACGUUACCAUGGCUCCCCGCUCCGGACCACAUGUGGCUCCCCCUCCCAGAGAGCCACGAGGAGGAAAGGGCCAAGUAAUUGUCCCGGAAACCUGUCCCACCCGUGGGCCUCCGACGCCCACAACGCACUGGGGCUUCCUAGCUCUUAUUCAUGGUUUUGCAGCCUUCCCUUGAAGGCUGCUGUUUUGGUGGUUCUUUCCAUUUCCAUUGUUGUCUCUCUGUGUAGUUUGUUCUUUCGGCCUUGCUGAUUUCCUCCUGCAUCAGUGCUUCCCAUCUUCUCAGUAUUCACUCCCCCACAGUCCUUAGCAGCGGAAUCUUGCCCCGUUACAGAUUUGGUUCAACCAUUGCCCUGUUGGAGAACAUCGACUUGGUUUCCAAUUCUUAGCUGUCACAAAAAGUGCUGCUGUAAACAUCUCGGUAUAUAUAGAGAGAGACUUCAUUAAUGAUCUACUUAAUAAUCAUAGGAAGGGAGUCUCGGGAUCAAAGGGGGAUGGACAAUUUUUAAAAUUAAUGAUCCCCUUCUUAAUAAACAUAGGAAGAGUCAGGAUCAAAUGAGGUGGACAUUUUUUUAAUUAAUGAUCUCUUUAAUAAACAAGCGUCUCAGGACCAA
Sarcophilus harrisii (Tasmanian devil) is the source of this 3705-nucleotide messenger RNA. It is a transcript of the gene PICK1, whose product is annotated as protein interacting with PRKCA 1. NCBI's taxonomy places the organism in Eukaryota, Metazoa, Chordata, Mammalia, Dasyuromorphia, Dasyuridae. Gene Ontology annotation, cellular component: synaptic vesicle; neuron projection; postsynaptic early endosome. The transcript is spliced from 13 exons. Gene Ontology annotation, molecular function: phospholipid binding; protein kinase C binding; protein domain specific binding. The record is from RefSeq and is a predicted model, not a curated record. Gene Ontology annotation, biological process: positive regulation of receptor internalization; dendritic spine maintenance; receptor clustering. Bases 62 to 1855 code for a protein of 597 amino acids.